UACACUCCACAAAUAUGGCAGAUUCUCAAGGAAAAGUAAUCAUAUUGACGGGAGCUUCAAGAGGUAUCGGCCUCGCAAUAUCCCACUAUCUCCUCACCCAUCACCACAAACUCGUCGUCCUCGCCCGGACGCACUCCGCGCUAGACCAACUACACUACCAGUAUCCAGAACAAGUCGAGGUUCUUGCAGGGGAUCUCUCCGACUUCUCUUUUGGGGCCAAGGCCGUUGAAGUAGCGAUUUCAAGAUGGGGCAAGUUAGACGCCGUGAUUGUGAAUCAUGGCGUCCUGGAUCCGGUGAAGAAGGUUGCGAAUACGGAUGUUGAGGAGUGGAGAAAGGCUUUUGAUAUCAAUGUAUUUAGUGGGAUUAGUCUUAUCCAGACUGCCCUUCCCUAUAUCCGAACCUCUAAAGGUCGCAUCAUCCUGACCUCCUCCGGUGCGGCUAUAAAUGCGUACACAGGUUGGGGGGCCUACGGGGCCGGCAAAGCUGUAUUCAAUCAUCUCGCCCUUACCCUCGCUAUCGAAGAACCGGAUGUCACGACAAUUUCCGUACGACCAGGCGUCGUCGACACCGAAAUGCAACGCGAGAUCCGCGAGAAACACAACAUAGCAAUGGAUGCAAAGGAUGCAGAAAAGUUUAGAAGUUUGAAGGAGGGUGGGAGUUUGUUGCGGCCAGAGCAGCCGGGCCAUGUUAUUGCGAAGCUUGCUGUUGAGGAUGGGGUUGGGAAGGAGUUAAGUGGGAAGUUUCUCAACUGGAAUGAUGAUGUGCUAAAAGCGUUUCAAGAGAAAUAAGAAGGAAUUUGAGGCAGCGCGU
Messenger RNA from Lindgomyces ingoldianus, 810 nucleotides. Its product is annotated as NAD(P)-binding protein. The record is from RefSeq and is a predicted model, not a curated record. Bases 15 to 788 code for a protein of 257 amino acids. Gene Ontology annotation, molecular function: oxidoreductase activity, acting on NAD(P)H, oxygen as acceptor. Gene Ontology annotation, cellular component: intracellular anatomical structure. The transcript is spliced from 3 exons. Lineage: Eukaryota; Fungi; Ascomycota; Dothideomycetes; Pleosporales; Lindgomycetaceae.